Misgurnus anguillicaudatus (oriental weatherfish) is the source of this 2138-nucleotide messenger RNA. RefSeq names its product SEH1-like (S. cerevisiae) (gene seh1l). NCBI's taxonomy places the organism in Eukaryota, Metazoa, Chordata, Actinopteri, Cypriniformes, Cobitidae. Gene Ontology annotation, cellular component: nuclear pore outer ring; Seh1-associated complex. The record is from RefSeq and is a predicted model, not a curated record. Gene Ontology annotation, molecular function: protein binding; structural molecule activity. Gene Ontology annotation, biological process: cellular response to amino acid starvation; positive regulation of TORC1 signaling.
ACAGUUUUUGUCCAGCAGCGAACGACAACAGUAAGUUUGAGUCUGAAAAUAUUGCACCGGUGGAGUUGAGUAUUUCUGACUGAACAGCGAUAUCACGCUAUCAGUUGAGGUACAUUCUUGACGAUAUCAAGAGAGAGUUGUACAGGAAAAUGUUUGUGGUUAAAAGUAUUGCAGCGGAUCAUAAGGAUCUCAUUCACGAUGUUUCUUAUGAUUUCCAUGGUCGGAGGAUGGCGACGUGCUCCAGUGAUCAGAGUGUCAAGGUUUGGGACAAAGGUGACAAUGGAGAGUGGCACUGUACUGCAAGCUGGAAGACUCAUAGUGGAUCUGUGUGGAGAGUGACAUGGGCACACCCAGAGUUUGGUCAGGUUUUGGCGUCUUGUUCUUUUGAUCGCACCGCGGCCGUAUGGGAAGAAAUAGUUGGCGAAUCCAACGACAAACAGCGAGGUCAAAGUCACUGGAUAAAGAGAACUACUCUGGUGGACAGUCGGACAUCUGUGACUGAUGUGAAGUUUGCACCAAAGCACAUGGGUCUGAUGUUGACCACCUGCUCUGCAGACGGUGUGGUUCGCAUCUACGAAGCCCCUGAUGUGAUGAACCUUAGUCAGUGGUCUCUGCAGCACGAGAUCUCCUGCAAGCUCUCCUGUUCCUGCAUCUCCUGGAACCCAUCCAGUUCUCGAGCUCAUCCUCCAAUGAUAGCCGUUGGCAGUGACGACAGCAACAUGACAUACGGUGGCAAAGUGCAAAUUUAUGAGUAUAAUGAAAACACAAGGAAAUAUGCCAAAGUUGAGACGUUGAUGACUGUUACUGAUCCGGUUCACGACGUCGCCUUUGCCCCUAACCUUGGGAGAUCUUUCCACGUGUUGGCAAUAGCAACCAAAGACGUCCGCAUUUUCAAACUCAUACCACUUAGAAAAGAGAGCACCAGCAGCUCCGGUCCCAGUAAAUUUGAGGUGCAGGUGAUGGCUCAGUUCGACAGUCAUAACUCACAGGUGUGGCGUGUGAGCUGGAACAUCACCAGUUCUCUACUGGCCUCCUCUGGAGAUGACGGCUGCGUGCGACUCUGGAAAGCUAAUUAUAUGGACAACUGGAAGUGCACAGGGAUCCUCAGAGGAGAUGGGAGUCCAGUGAACAGCUCGUCUGGACACGCAGCAGCUCUCGGUGCGGUGGGCGUCUCUGCAACGGGUCAGAUGAUUGUUGGAGCAGCUUCUGCUGGCAGAAAGAAAGCACAGCUGAUGCCCGGCUAAUGGCAUAAUGUGCUGAUUGGCUGCUUGCUGCAUGAACAGGAUUGGAUAGAGCACUCAUUGACCCCGCCCCCUGCACUGUGUGACACCUGUACACUCAUCCAGCUACUAAUCUGUCAGAAGUGUGCGUUUUGCGCGUGCGAGCGUGUGUGUUUGUUGACUGCUGGAACUGUUGUGUGUUCUGUUCAGUUUUCUACUAUUGAACACUGUUACACUAAACAUGAUAACCUCAGUCUUAAUUUAACAUUAACAUAAUUUGUUGUGAUAUAUAAUUUUGUGUUACUUAUUUAUUUUAAAACACUCAACUUAAAUUAAUGUGCUGUGUGCAUAUUAUUAAGUUUCAAACUCAUAGUUUGACUGCUUGGCUAUUGGAUAUCUGGUUUGCAUUAAAAAUGUUUAUGUAGAUAAAUCGUUUGAUGAUCAGUUAACCAGAUUUACUAUUUUUUUGGGUGCAUGUAAAAUAAUGUCCUCUACCCAUGUGAUCAGUGUUAAAGUGAAUGUUGCAUUUCACUUAAAGAUAGAAAGAAAUUAGAAACUUCUGCAUGUCUUGGUAAUAUUUUAGUUUUAUUAGCACGCAUUAUUAACACAGUUAAGGUGAAAUAAGUUACCCAUAUUAGUUAGCCAUGUCUUGGUAAACUUUAGUUUUAGGCUAUAUAUUUUCUAUUCUGAACACUAGAGGGACACUGAGUGCCAUGCCGCACAGUUAUGAUCAGACCCUUGUCUCCAAAUAUAGCCCUAUAACUCAAGUUGGUUAAUUAAGAUCUAAAUUUGUUCAAAAACAAAAAACUUUUGUGGUGUCAACAGUUUAAGAUCUCACAAGUUCAUCAUUUUGAUGGUUUAUAAAAGAACGUGCCAAUUCAAGUGUGCUUGUUUGUAAAAUAAAAUUUGUUCUUUAGA